CAAACCCGAAUCGUAUUCAUAAAUGAUAAAUUUGUAUAUUCGGUCGUGUCAGCGAAGUUCUGUGGCUGAGAAAAUAAAACCCUAGAGGAACUGCGAAAUCAGGAAGGGGGAAAAAGAAGAACAAGGAGGGAAGAUAAUAAGAUAGACAAGACCGGAUCGGAAUCGACCCACAUCCGCAUCUCCUCCUGGAGAGGUUUUCAUACAUUCUACUCCCGAAUCUUCUGAACGACCUUCAAGAGCCUUGCAGGGCCGUAACGCUGAAGGAUAUUGCAUGCGAGAAAUGGAUCCUGGUCGCUAUGGUCUGCAGCAAGGAUGGGAUAAUAACAGCGCUUUGGAGGGUUAUGGCGCGGUACAUGAUCCAAACUACCGGGUUGGGGUUUCCCAUGAUGAGAGGAGGUUUUUAGAUGAAAGAUAUUCUAGAGAAAAUGUUAACCAGAGAAGUGUCUUCCAUCAUGACAUUUUGGAUAGAGAGAGCUAUCCAUCACCACCUCUUGCUACUGGCAUUUGGCCACCAUCAAGGCGGAGAAGUUAUGAAGAAGAAUAUCCUCUUGACAAGGAAUCUAGGCGUCACGAGAAACUGUACAAUUCAUACCAUGAGAUGGAUACCUUUCGUGAUCAUGAGAUCAAUACCACUCAGAGAUUUGAGAAGUUUGGGGAUGGGUAUCACGGUGUUGACAACUUUCGGGAUCACACAACUGACAGGCUUGCAAGGUUUGGGGGACGUGACCGCGAUGAUUAUGCUUAUGAUGACUAUGAUUGUAGGUCCCGCUUGUCCCAUCAAAGUAGGGAGGAUAGCCAUGAGAGGGACUAUGAAUAUGGUCGACAUAGUUAUGAUUCCGAUUAUGACAGAGGUAGCAGGAGAGAUGGUAAUUGGAGGCGGCGUGAAUCCCAUGAUAAGAGAUGUAUGAGUCGGGAUAGAGAUCCAAGUCCACAUAGAAGGCAUGAGCGCUCCCGGUCUAGGGGUCGUGAUGACCGUCCUAGAUCGAGGUCCCCUCGAGGACGAAGCCAUGGUCAAACUCAUCGUGAGGACAGCUAUGAUGAUGAUCGACAUCAAAGGUCAGAUAGACGAAGGGAGCGUCCAGAGAAGCGUUAUCGUGAGCAAUAUUCUCCGGCCCCAUCUGCCACUGUUGUCGUGAAGGGCCUCUCACAGAAGACAACUGAGGAAGAUUUGUACCAGAUCCUUGCUGAAUGGGGACCACUUCGUCAUGUCCGUGUGAUCAAAGAGAGAAACUCUGGGAUCUCCCGUGGAUUCGCUUUUAUUGAUUUUCCUUCUUUGGAAGCAGCACGUGCAAUGAUGGACAAGAUCGGAGAUGAUGGUCUUGUUGUGGAUGGAAGGAAGCUUUUUUUUGAGUAUAGUAGUAAGCCAACUGGUGGGGUAGGUGGACCAUUUGAUCAAGACAAUGCUGUGAAAUCAGGACACUUUAACCAUAGAAGCAAUACAGUACCAUCUGAUUGGAUGUGCAACUUUUGUGGCUGUGUCAAUUUUGCUCGGCGAACGUCUUGCUUCCAGUGUAAUGAGCCUCGUACUGAUGAUGCUCUCCUGACGGAUGGUGCUUUAUCAAUUCCGGCACCCUUAGGGAAGAAAGGAUUGGAGGCAGGUCCUACUCAUGUUUUGGUUGUCCGAGGAUUGGAUGAAAAUGCUGAUGAAGAAAUGCUCCGUUAUGAAUUUUCCAAACAUUCUCCAAUUAAGGACCUUCGUCUUGUCAGAGACAAAUUUACUCAUGUAUCAAGGGGAUUUGCAUUUGUACAUUUUCAUUCGGUGGAGGAUGCGACCAAAGCUCUUGAAGCAACAAAUGGAACAACUCUUGAAAAAAAUGGGCAGAUCUUGAGGGUUGCAUAUGCAAAAAGCAUCCUUGCUCCAGGAUCAGGUUCAUCUGGACGUUCCCAGUCAAGUAGCCUCGCUGCUGCUGCAAUUGAGGCAGCAACAUUUUCUCAACAGUAUGAUGCUGUUGGAUGGGCACCAAAAGAAUAUAACCCAGAUGACAAACAAUCAACCAGCAGGCAGGAACAAAUUGGUGGGGAGCUUCCAGAUCAAAAUAAUGGUUUGGCUUCACAAUCUGGAUUUGUGUGGGAUGAGGCAUCUGGUUAUUACUAUGAUGCUGCUUCUGGAUUUUACUAUGAUGGAAAUUCAGGGCUCUAUUAUGAUGGUAACAGUGGAAUUUGGUAUACAUAUGACCAACAAACUCAUCAGUACAUCCCUUGUGCUGAUCAGAACGACAACAAAAUUUCUGGUAACCAAUCUGAGCCCCCCAAGGCAUCAUAUGGAUCCAGUAAUAGAAAAGUGAUCAUCUCUGCACCAGCUACAACAUCAGUUGAGAAGACUGCCUCAUUGCCAGAUGCAGUACAGGCUGCAGCAACAGCAGCAAUAGCUGCAGAGAAGAAAGAGAAGGAGAAACUAAAAGAGAUUAAACUCGCUUCAAGGAGCAGCCUUCUGGCUAAUAAAAAGAAAAUGAAUAAUGUAUUGUCUAUCUGGAAGCAGAGGAGUCAUGAAGGGCAAGCACCUCGUGCAGCUCUUGAUGAUAAUCAACUAUCUGGGUCAGCUGAUGACAGACCCUUUUCUGUUGGACAAUCUACAAAGAGCAAGUUUAAAACCGAUGUACUGUCUACAAAAGAUAAUUCUAUGCCCAGUUCAGGAACUACCACCACCACCUCAAUGGCUCAGGCUGUUGGUUUGGAGUCUCCAGUGAAGCCUAGACCUGUGAGUAACAGCUUAGGGGGGACUGUGAUGGGGGUUAUUAGGGGUUCUGGAAGAGCUACAGUGAGAUCCGAAACGUUGUAUUCUGGAUCAUCUGCCGGAGUUUCCACUUCAACUGUCCCUGCAAAUGUUGCUGGUUUACCUUCAUCAACAAAUGUGGAUGUAUCUACGGGUCUUACCCCAUUUAAAACGGAUGCAUCUGCAUUGGGUACCUACACGUCACCUGCGGCUGCUGGGGGUGGCAAGAGGAGGUUUUCUGAAAUGCCAUUUAAUGCAGCUUCCGCGUAUAAGGAGCAACCUCAAACGACCUACAGGGAUCGUGCAGCUGAGCGAAGGACUCUGUAUGGUUCAUCUUCUGUUGGAGAGGAUCUGCCUGACCUGGGAUUUAGCGAUUCAAACCGAGAUUUUUCAUCAAGGAAGGGCUCUAUGGAUUCAAUGCCUUUCCCCCCUGGUGUUGGUGGAGGACGUGUAUUCGGAGAUGGUAAUGUUAACAGUUACGAGGUUAUUACUCCAGACAAAGCAAUUGAUGAAAGCAAUGUGGGUAACCGGAUGCUCCGCAACAUGGGCUGGCAUGAAGGCUUGGGAUUAGGGAAGGACGGGAGUGGAAUGGUAGAGCCAGUCCAGGCACAAGCCGUAGAACGUAGAGCAGGACUUGGGAGCCAGCAGAAGAAGCUUGAUCCUAGCCUUGAGGUGCAGGCUGGGGAUAGUUACAAAACCUUAAUACAUAAGAAGGCGCUUGCCAGGUUUCGGGACAUGUCGUAGCUGGAUAUGCCGCAAUUGAAGCUGCUUAUGGAUUGCAGGGAGCCGACACAAAAACCAUGCGAAAGGGAGUCGGUGGCAGAGCUUUCAAAUUGGUUAGAAAUUGUGGUGUGCAUGGUGGGGAUAGGCGUUUUGGUCAUGCAGUAGUGGUUAAAGGUGUCGUCCGACUCAUUUUUAUCUUGUACAAACUCGCUUUCCAGCGGUUGCGAAAUUCUAAAAUAUAUUUCAAAGCUCUGAAAUUUUAUUCUU
Messenger RNA from Juglans microcarpa x Juglans regia, 3703 nucleotides. RefSeq names its product SUPPRESSOR OF ABI3-5-like. Gene Ontology annotation, cellular component: nucleus. Gene Ontology annotation, biological process: mRNA splicing, via spliceosome. Gene Ontology annotation, molecular function: RNA binding. Bases 272 to 3457 code for a protein of 1061 amino acids. NCBI's taxonomy places the organism in Eukaryota, Viridiplantae, Streptophyta, Magnoliopsida, Fagales, Juglandaceae. The record is from RefSeq and is a predicted model, not a curated record. The transcript has 16 exons.